Molecule: messenger RNA, 892 nt
Organism: Lynx canadensis (Canada lynx)
Lineage: Eukaryota; Metazoa; Chordata; Mammalia; Carnivora; Felidae
Gene: SPATA9
Product: spermatogenesis associated 9
Exons: 5
Coding region: 1-762 (253 amino acids)
Source: RefSeq, a predicted model, not a curated record
AUGCCAAUCAAACCUGUUGGGUGGAUAUGUGGGCAGGUGUUGAAGAACUUUUCUGGAAGAAUCGAGGGGAUUCAGAAAAUAAUCAUGGACCUUCUAGAUGAGUUUAAAGACGAAUUCCCUACCAUCCUAAGAUUAUCACGGUCUGAUCAGAAAAGAGAACCCAUGCGAAACCCAUCCAAAAUCAGAAUGGCUGUUGCUCUAGCGAAGAUCAACCGAGGAACAUUAAUUCAAGGAUUAAGCAGCAUAUCCAGAUCUUCCAAAUCAGUGGCCAAACUUCUGCAGCCUCAACUUGCUUGUAGACUUUUAGAAUUAAGGGACAUAUCGCAUCGUUUGCUGAGGGAGCUUAAUGCACAAAAGCAACCCAUAUGUAACAUGCAGGUCAGAAGGGGUUCUUUGUUCGAAAUAAUUUCUUUUCCAGCAAAGACUGCUUUAACUAGCAUCAUGUAUGCUUCAUAUGCAGCACUAAUUUAUUUGACAGUCUGUGUUAAUGCUGUGCUGGAGAAGGUAAAGAAAAUUUUCCAAGAAGAAGAAUCCAUAAGGCAAAACAGAAAGGAGAGUGAAAAUGUUAGAAAAGUCUUUUCAGAGCCUGUGCUUUCUGAACCUACGUUUGAUGAAGGUGAAAUCAAAGCAAAACCUUACAGGUCAUUACCAGAGAAACCAGACAGUAUUUUGGAUUGCUCCAAACUUCUUGCCAAUAAGUUGAGUAACAAGAUCCAGGUUUUACAUUCUGUGUUUGACCAAUGCACUGAAAUGAAUGAAUGAGCAAAUCUGAACAUAAAUAUCAUUGAGUGGAGCUUAUGAGCUAUCUAUCUAAUCACAUUUCAACUGACAAAACUAAGAAACUAGUUUUCAUAUACUGAAUGCUCUGCUUUAGAAAAGGGGUAGAGAACUA